Mycosarcoma maydis (corn smut) is the source of this 549-nucleotide messenger RNA. RefSeq lists its product as uncharacterized. Gene Ontology annotation, molecular function: phosphatidic acid transfer activity. Gene Ontology annotation, cellular component: mitochondrial intermembrane space. The coding region runs from base 1 to 549 and encodes 182 amino acids. Gene Ontology annotation, biological process: phospholipid transport. The transcript has 2 exons. Lineage: Eukaryota; Fungi; Basidiomycota; Ustilaginomycetes; Ustilaginales. The record is from RefSeq and is a predicted model, not a curated record.
AUGCCAAAGACGUUCGAGCAAGAGCAACGCUUCUCAUACCCGUGGCACGAGACAGCCAAUGCGGUGUGGAACAAGUAUCCUAACCCACACGCUGAGCAUGUGGUAUCUGUAGAUGUGCUCUCGCAAUCCAUCGAUCCGACCUCUGGAUCGCUCCGCACCGAACGAAUCAUCGGUGUUCGCCAAGGCGCUCCCGGCUGGUUGAAGCGCAUCGUCGGUGCAAGCGAUGACACCUACGUUCGAGAAGUGGUCAUGGUCAAUCCGCUCACAAAAUCCUUCCAGAUGUCGAGCACAAACCUCAGCCUGAGCGACUAUAUGCUCGUAAAGGAGUAUAUUACCUAUCUGCCCUCACCAAUCCCAGAAGAAACUGUGUUUAGGCAGGUGGCGCACAUCACAUGUACAAAUUUCUUCAGUGGCCUGUUGUCGUCAGCAGGUAGGAAGGUCGAAGAAUGGUCCUACACCCGAUUCAACGAUAAUGCAGCCAAAGGCAGAGACGGCCUGCAAAGCGUCUUGCAGUCUCUGUACCGCUCAGCCUCAACGAGCCCAACAUGA